AUGACAUGGUACAGGAACCUUCCUCCCAACUCCAUCCACUCCUGGACCGAGCUCAAAGAGCUCUUUCUGAGCCAUUUCACAGCAUCCCGUCGACAAUCGAAAUCAGAGGCGAACCUCGAAGCAGUAAUCCAAGGAACCAAUGAACCUCUCCGAGACUACCUCGGCAGGUUCAACAAAGAAGCCGUCCAAGUACAGACGACCGAUUACAUGAAGAGGUACCUCCUAGAGCGAGGGCUUCUCCCCGGAAGUGACUUCAAGAAGACCAUCAAAAUCGAGAAGGUGCACACCAUGAACGCCCUCCUCCACAAAGCUCAAGCCUUCAUCGCUUUCGAAGAAGGAGAGGCUGCUGCCAUGAAAGCCUCGUCCCACGACGCCAAAGAGCGCCGAGGACCAGCUGGUCGCUUCAACGACUACACCCCUCUGAAUGCUUCACGGGAGAAAAUCUUGGCCGAAUGCAAAAGCACCGACUUCAAGAAUUCCAACAUCAGCCCCCCGAAGUCAAACCCCGCAAGACCAGGAACUGACAUAUCCAAGUACUGCAAGUACCACAAGAGUCACGGGCAUCUAACCGAGGAAUGCAUUCAUCUUAAGGAUGCCAUUGAGACACUGAUCAAGGAAGGUCGCCUUUCGAAAUACACAAAGAAAGGGGAACCUUCCCGGAGGGACGACCAACGAAACUCUGAUGAGGGCAACUCACCGGAUAACAGGCCUCUGCAAGUAGCCCUGUCCGUCACCCGUCCUGAAGACUUCAUGCCUUCGGUCGGAAUAACUACCGCAUUUAGCGAGUGGGAAAGAUUCCCGACCGCCAUGGUCGUCUCUAACGGCGGGGAUCCCGGUUCUCUCACCAUCAGCUCAGUGAAGAGAAAGUUCGAUGAAUUGUUCAACGCCAACGCAGACCUCGGCCCUACUCUGCGGAAGUUCAGAGGAUAA
This is a messenger RNA of Vicia villosa (hairy vetch), 930 nucleotides long. RefSeq lists its product as uncharacterized. Lineage: Eukaryota; Viridiplantae; Streptophyta; Magnoliopsida; Fabales; Fabaceae. The transcript has 2 exons. The coding region runs from base 1 to 930 and encodes 309 amino acids. The record is from RefSeq and is a predicted model, not a curated record.